Molecule: messenger RNA, 1977 nt
Organism: Cavenderia fasciculata
Lineage: Eukaryota; Evosea; Eumycetozoa; Acytosteliales; Cavenderiaceae
Gene: abcF3
Product: ABC transporter-related protein
Exons: 2
Coding region: 1-1977 (658 amino acids)
Biological process (GO): negative regulation of translational elongation
Molecular function (GO): ATP hydrolysis activity; ATP binding
Source: RefSeq, a predicted model, not a curated record
AUGAUAAGAUUAAAUCAAUCUAUCAAUCUAACUAAAAGAUUGAUAUCUUCAUCAUCAGUAUCAUCGUCAGUGUCAACAAAGUUUAGUGGAAGUGGUCUAAGUCAAUCAUAUGUUAGAGACACAAACAUUCAAUAUGAAUAUAAUAUAGAUAAUAGAAUAGUAAAGAAUAAUAAUAAUAAUAAUAAUAAUAAUAACAUACUCAAAUCAAAUACACCAUUAUACAUUGACAGAAAUACAAUUAAAUCAACAACUAAAUAUAAUUAUUCUUCAAAAAAGGGAGGACCUAUAAAUAAACAAGGAGUAGGUAAUGAAAGAGUAGCAUUAUCAUUGGUAUCGGUACAAAAGAAAUUAGAGGAUGGUAGAGUAUUGUUAAAGGAGACUUCAUUGUCAUUUUUCGAUGGAUCAAAGAUUGGUUUAUUGGGAAGUAACGGUAGUGGAAAGAGUACGUUGAUGAAGAUUCUGGCUGGUGAAGAUACAGAGAUUGAUGGAGAGGUGUUGAUUACCAAAGGACUGUCAAUUGGCUAUUUGGCACAGGAACCAGAGUUGGAUCAUGACAAGGACGUUGAAGGAAACAUUUUUGAUGGUCUAUCAGAGGAAAAGGCAAUCUUGGACGAAUAUGAUGAAAUCACUGAUCGUUUGGAUGAAGAAGAGUUGAGUGACGCCGAGAGAAAAAAGUUAUUGGUCGACCACAAAAGAUUACAAAACAAGAUUGACAAGGAAAAGUUGUGGGAUUUAAAGAGAAAGAUUGCCAUUUCGAUCGAUGCACUCAACUGUCCGCCAGGUGACAGCUCAGUCGAUACAUUGUCGGGUGGUGAGCGUCGUCGUGUCGCAUUGGCACGUUUGUUGAUUGCUAACCCCGAUAUCCUCUUGCUUGACGAACCAACGAAUCAUUUGGAUGCUGAGAGUGUCGCAUGGUUGGAGCGAUUCCUCAAAGAGUAUCGUGGAACCGUCGUUGCGAUUACUCACGACCGUUACUUUUUGGAUAAUGUCGCUGGUUGGAUUUUGGAGGUGGAUCGCGGUAGUUUGAUCCCGUUCAAGGGCAACUACUCGGCAUGGUUGGCACAAAAAGAGUCGCGUCUGGUGGCCGAGACGAAAAAAGAAGAGGCACGUAAAAAGGCACUCAAACGUGAACUCGAGUAUCUCAGACAGGGUGCCAAGGCACAGACUAAAAAGAAUAACGCGCGUAUCACAAAGUACAACGAGUUGGUGAGCUCUGCACCGGAAAAGUAUCGUGAACCUGGACGUAUUGCCAUCCCCCCAUGUCCGCGUCUCGGUAACUUGGUGAUAGAGGCCAAGGGACUGACACACGAAUUCGACGGACGCACAUUGUUUGAAAACUUAUCGUUCAACGUCCCACCUGGCUCAAUCGUCGGUAUUAUCGGACCCAACGGUAGUGGAAAGUCUACACUAUUCCGUCUGUUGACGGGUGACCUCAAGCCAGAGACAGGAACCAUCAAGAUUGGUGAGACUGUUCGAAUGGGUCAUGUUGCACAAUCACGUGCAUCGCUCGAAGACGGCCGCACCAUCUUUGAGGAGGUGGCCGAUGGCAGCGACUAUAUAUCAAUGGGUGGUUACCAAGUACACGUCCGUGAAUACUUGUCACAAUUCAACUUUAAGGGUGUCGAGCAAGACAAGUAUAUCGGAUCGCUCUCUGGAGGUGAGAGAAACAGAGUUCACAUUGCCAAGAUGAUCAAACGUGGUUGCAACGUACUAUUGUUGGAUGAACCAACCAAUGAUCUCGAUGUAGACGUACUUCGUAACCUCGAGAACUCAUUAGAGGAUUUCCCAGGCUGCGCAGUCGUUAUUAGUCACGACCGUUACUUUUUAGAUCGUCUCUGUACGCAUAUCAUCGCAUUUGAAGGUGGUUCCAAAGUACAUGUUUUCGAAGGUAAUUACACUGAAUACGAUGAAGAUCGUACUCGUCGUUAUGGUAAAAGAUCAGAUGCUUCAUCAAAGAAAUUUAAAAGAAUUCUUUAA